UCAAUUAAAUUUACCCGUUUGUGUAAAGAAUAUAAUACAAUAAUGCAGAAAAUCUCGUAAUGCUGGCAUUUGGUCGGGCUUGCAUUGGAGCGACAUCUACAGUCAUCACAGAAAAAAAUAAUAAAAAGAUGCAGCAAAUAUUAACAAUAUCUUACGUUUUAACGUUUCUUAAUGUUGUUGGGAUAGUUCUAGGCAUACCAGAUGAAAAAAAUGAGAAACCACAAGCAACCAUAUUGAGGCAAUACACAUAUUUAGUACGUUGGAAAUUGGGAGAUCUUGAACAAUAUAAGGAUUGUGAACUCAGUUAUGGUGCAGACCUUAGCAAUAAUCUCACAGUUGUGCAGUAUAUAGUGCCUGCCAGCAUUGUGCAAGGAUAUGAACUAAAUAAUUUAAGUGCUCAUGCCAAGUAUACUGUGAGAAUUGUAUGUUAUAGAAAUAAUGGGUUGUCUCCAAUCAAUAGCACAGUGGAUUUUAUUACAAAUGGCUCAUUGGAAGAUGUGACUACACAACAGACAGGAGUCAAUACAGAGACAAAAAGAUCUAUAAUUUCCACAGUCACAAGUACUGAAUAUCCCUCAGUUUUAAAGGAAAAGAUAUCUUAUGGUAUGCUAAACAAAGUAGACAUUACUCUUGGUGUUAUCUUUGGUAUUGUUGGGAUAACAAUAGUUGCUGGUGGAACGUUUUAUAUUUGGAGGAAGGUACGCAGAUACAACAGGAUACAGAGAUUUGUUGGGUAUGUAUCUACAUAAGUUUUAAAUGUAAACUACACUUACUGUAGAAGGUUUAUUUUUCUUCAAGAGCACCAUAUCU
Messenger RNA from Lingula anatina, 810 nucleotides. RefSeq lists its product as uncharacterized. Lineage: Eukaryota; Metazoa; Brachiopoda; Lingulata; Lingulida; Lingulidae. The record is from RefSeq and is a predicted model, not a curated record. Gene Ontology annotation, molecular function: protein binding.